Fraxinus pennsylvanica is the source of this 1692-nucleotide messenger RNA. Lineage: Eukaryota; Viridiplantae; Streptophyta; Magnoliopsida; Lamiales; Oleaceae. The record is from the annotation of a GenBank genome assembly.
AUGGUUGGAAAAGUUGCCAUCUCAGCUGUAUCGUUGGUUCUUGUGGUCGGUGUUGUCAUCGGCAUGGUGGCAGUUGUGCACCGCAGUGAUUCUCCCGACAAUGACCAACAUAAUAUGUCAGCCUCAAUGAAGGCUGUUACCACCAUUUGUGCUCCUACCUCGUACAAGGAUGCCUGCGUUAGGAGCCUCGAAUCUGUAUCAAAUAAUCAAACAGCCACCCCGAAGGACUACAUCAUGGCAGUAAUUCAGGCCACUCUAGACGAGGUGAAGAAAUCAUUUGAAGUCACCGGAAAGACUGCUGUUAACAAGGAUGAUGAUCCUUAUGAUCACAUGGCAGUCGAAGACUGUAAGGACUUGUUAGAUGAUGCCAUUGAUACACUUCAGGCAUCGUAUUCUAGCGUAGGUGAAAGUGAUAUGCAUACCAUCCAAGAUCGUGCAAAUGAGCUUCGGAGUUGGAUGACAGCUGUUUAUUCCCUUCAGUCGUCGUGCCUCGAUCAAAUUCAAAAGCCCGAGUACAAAUCAGCCAUUGAGAAUGGCAUGAUAAAUGCUACUCAGCUUACUCACAAUGCCAUUAACAUAAUUGCUGAGCUUUCUCAAGUCCUAAAGACAUUUAAUGUGCCGAUAAAUCUGCAGGCUAACCGUCGUCGUUUGCUUGAUGUGGGCGAGAUUGGCGAAGAUGGAUACCCAACUUGGUUCAGUGCUGCAGAUCGUAAGUUGAUGGAAGCACACCAGAAAGGCAGUGUCGCACCUAAUGCAGUUGUCGCCAAGGAUGGUAGUGGACAAUUCAAGACAGUUGCAGAUGCUAUUGCAGCUUACCCCAAGAACUUCAAAGGCAGAUACACCAUUUACGUCAAAGCAGGUGUCUAUGAAGAGUUCAUCACCGUGAACAAGAAGCAGACCAAUGUUUUCAUUUACGGUGAUGGCCCAGGGAAAAGCAUUAUCACAGGGAAGAGAAACUAUGGAAUCAUGAAGAUUGGCACAAUGAAAACUGCCACAUUCUCUGCUGUCGGAAAUGGAUUCAUCGCUAGGGGAUUGACAUUCCGCAACGAUGCUGGUCCAGAUGGCCACCAAGCUGUGGCUCUUCGUGUCCAAUCUGAUAUGUCCGCUAUAUUCGACUGCAGCAUUGAGGGCUACCAAGAUACAUUGUACUAUCACGCCUUCCGUCAAUUUUACAGAAACUGUGUCAUUUCUGGUACAGUCGACUUCAUCUUUGGCAUGGGCGAUGCAGUUAUUCAAAACAGUUUGAUCAUAGUGAGGAAGCCAAAUGCCAAUCAACAAAACACCAUUACUGCUGAUGGAAGAGAAGUGGCUAGGGGUACCAAUGGAUUGGUCCUACAGAACUGCAGGAUAGUUCCAGAAAAGGAACUCUUCCCAUUGAGAUUCCAAAUUCCCACCUACCUCGCGCGCCCAUGGAAGGCAUACGCCCUUACCGUCACCAUGCAAAGCGAGUUGGGUGAUUUGAUCCGCCCUGAGGGCUAUAUGAAAUGGGACGGCGCAAGCUACCAUCAAACUUGUGAGUUCUAUGAGUUUGCAAACCGCGGCCCAGGAUCCAACACCAGUAAAAGAAGUAAAGAAUUCAAAAAAUUCAAAGUUCUCAAUGGAGGCGAAGUUGCCAAAUACACUCCUGGCCAAUUCCUUUCUGGUUUCCAAUGGUUGAAGAACACCGGUGCACCUUUCCAACUCGGGUUGUGA